Messenger RNA from Folsomia candida, 2832 nucleotides. RefSeq names its product muscle LIM protein Mlp84B. The record is from RefSeq and is a predicted model, not a curated record. Gene Ontology annotation, molecular function: actinin binding; structural constituent of muscle. Lineage: Eukaryota; Metazoa; Arthropoda; Collembola; Entomobryomorpha; Isotomidae. The transcript has 25 exons. Gene Ontology annotation, biological process: muscle tissue development; sarcomere organization. Gene Ontology annotation, cellular component: nucleus; Z disc; cytoplasm. The coding region runs from base 203 to 1681 and encodes 492 amino acids.
GAGAUCCUACAACUAGCAUUUUUAUGCGCUAAGUGAUUCAGACCGUUCCGCAGUGACUCGGUUAGUGUCUUGUGCUCCACACGCUUUUUUAGUUUGUGGUGAACCUCUCGUUGUCUUUGUGUUCGGAUCGCAACUCUCGCUUUCGACAUGCCACUCAAGCCUCCAGAUAACGCAAAAUGCCCCAAGUGCGGAAGGUCUGUAUAUGCUGCCGAGGAGCGUCUUGCCGGUGGUCACAAAUGGCACAAGACAUGCUUCAAAUGUGGAAUGUGCAACAAGAUGUUGGAUUCCACAAACUGUGCCGAGCACGAGGGAGAGUUGUUUUGCAAAGUGUGCCAUGCCAGGCAGUUUGGACCUAAGGGGUAUGGAUUCGGUGGUGGUGCCGGAUGUCUGUCCAUGGACACGGGUGAACAAUCUCAGGAAGGAAGGUGCGCAAAAAGAUGGAAUUUCGCACUGCACUAUUCGUGUUAGUGCUGCAAACUCAUGGCAGGCUCCAAACACCUCCUGCAUCCAGGCUAAGGAGGGCGAAGGUUGUCCUCGGUGUGGAGGAGCGGUUUAUGAAGCGGAGAAAAUGCUGGCGAAAGGACGAGUUUUCCAUAAGACUUGCUUCAAGUGUCGGGCAUGCAGCAAAUUUUUAGACUCCACCUCGCAUUGUGACGGCCCAGAUCGCGACAUUUAUUGCAAGGUAUGUUACGGCAAGCGUUUCGGACCUUGUGGCUAUGGGUUUGGGUUGGGAGCGGGUAUUUUGCAGAGCGACGAGUCACUCCAAAACGGUGACCAGUAUUUGUCCAAUAAGCCGAAUCUCAUAUCGUCUACAACUACCAUCAUGGCUGAAGAAGGCGAGGGUUGUCCUAGAUGUGGAGGAGCUGUGUUUGAAGCUGAGAAAGUUCUAGCAAAGGGUCGAUUGUGGCACAGAAAAUGCUUCAAAUGCUGCGAGUGUAAUAAAACGCUAGACUCGAUCAAUGCCUGUAACGGCCACGAUAAGGAAAUCUAUUGUAAAACCUGUUACGGAAAGAAAUAUGGACCAAAGGGUUAUGGAUUCGCAUGCGGUUCAGGCUUUCUACAAACUGACGUUAUGCCGAACGAAGAAAACGACACACAGAGACCAAGCUAUGCUGCGUCAAGGGACUACUCAAAAAUCAAGCCGACGAAUCCAGGAGAUGGCUGUCCACGUUGUGGUGGUGCCGUCUACGAGGCGGAGAAAAUGCUGGCAAAGGGCUCGGUAUGGCAUAAAACUUGCUUUUCAUGCGCGUCCUGCCGAAGGCCCCUGGAUUCGAUUUUGUCUUGCGAUGGUCCAGACCGAGAAAUUUACUGCAAAGCUUGCUACGGCAAAAAUUUCGGACCUAAAGGUUAUGGGUACGGCUACUCUCCCACCUUGAUCUCCGUUACUGGAGAAUCCACUGCCCCGUUGUCACAGAACAUUGAGGGAGAAAAGGCACCCGAAGGUGAAGGCUGUGGUAGGUGUGGCAUGAAAGUAUUUGAGGCUGAGAAGAUGCUCGCGAAAGGGAGGGUGUGGCAUCGUAGGUGCUUUUACUGCAGCGAUUGUCGACGCAGUUUGGAUAGUACCAAUACUAAUGACGGGCCUGACGGAGAUAUUUACUGCAAAGGUUGCUAUGCAAGACGCUUCGGACCUAAAGGAGUUGGGUACGGAAUAGGUGCAGGAGCUCUGCAAAUGAUUCAAUAAUCACUGCCAGGAAUUAAUCCUUCAUUAAAUACCGACAAAGCCAUCAUCAUCAUCAUUAACCCGAAUUGAAACCAAAUGAUUAAACUGCUGAGUUGAAAUUAUCAGUAAUUGGUCAGCAUGUUGCUCUAAUUCUAAUUCUAAUCUAUGCAGGUAGCUAUUUUGGCAAUUAUCAUGAUAAGCUUAUUACUACGGCUGAUAAGCUGAGGUCCUACUACAUACGUUGUAUUGUGCAUUUUAUUAUUUUGAACUGAUUGAUGUAUUUAUCAAACUUGUCUGAGACCAAAUUGAGCGUUAAGACAUUUUUAUGUUAUUUUAUGUUUUUUUUCUUUCUUGAUAUGAAGAAGAAGCAGGUUAUUUCGGAUUAUGGUUAUGUGUAUGCAUGUAUUUCAUAACGUUGUUGUACUCUCUCCUAGUCAGUCGGUGCAUGCUUAAAUGUGGACAUGGAUGCGGUCAACUCUUCUUUCGCUUGAUAUAAUUGUGUAUAUCACCAACAUUAGUAUGUAAAAUUACAGAUAUUUUCGUCUUACAAAAAUUUCUAGACUUCUGCUUGCUCUGCUGAUGAACUGAAUGUGUUUGAGGUGUUUUUUCCUCAAAAAUCUACUUGAAUGAUGACUGAAAACAUUUCUCUUCUCCUUGUUGUUGGGACGUGUUUAUCCGACGUGUAAUCACACGACACAUCCAAUAACAGCGUUACUAGGUCCGCUAAUGUAUGUAUGGAUAAAGUAUAAUUUACUGUAUGCCAAUAAGUUGAUAUUUUCUUUCCGUUUUCAUCUUACUGCUAUUAUUACUUGUGUACGUAGAGCGUAAUUAUUCUGCUAAUUAUUAAUCUACGGUUUCGUUUUAAUGCAUCAUCAUCAUCAUGUGUUGUCGUCACCCGAGGGAGGAGUCCAUUAAUGUAUGUUUGAUGAAAAAAGCGAGAUUGUAGUCCAGCUAUGUAUUCCGUUGCUUUAGAAUAUUAUUUACUGAGAUGUUUUUUGGCUGCGUUUGAAUAAUUACAAUAGAAAAUGCCUAAAAUAUAGCUGCAGCCGUAAAUGCCACCACUAUCAGUAUCACUUACACAAAUAAGCGUAAUUUUUCAUUACUGCUAUUAAGUCUCAAUGAAUGUACGACAAAACAAACCAAAUCUUGCUAAUAAAAUAAAUUAUCCACUA